Messenger RNA from Cataglyphis hispanica, 1554 nucleotides. RefSeq lists its product as uncharacterized. The transcript is spliced from 5 exons. Lineage: Eukaryota; Metazoa; Arthropoda; Insecta; Hymenoptera; Formicidae. The coding region runs from base 376 to 975 and encodes 199 amino acids. The record is from RefSeq and is a predicted model, not a curated record.
UUUGAUCAGCUUUAGAACUACUAAGGCCCGGUUCCACAAAUUCGAGUUUAAACUGAGUUUAAAUAAACGGUCGUUAAGUUUAACACCACAGUUAAACUAGUAUUGCGUUCUACAAUGUGUUUUUAACUAAAAAAUAAAACUAAUCGAAUUAGUAGAGCAAGAAAAAAAUAUCAUUGAAAAUAAAAAGACUGAUAACGUAAGUGUAAAAGACAAAGAGAAAUGUUGGAUAAACAUCACAAAGAAAUUUAACAGUGGUUGUAUCUCAGGACAUCGAGAUAUGGGUUGUCUAAAAAAUUGUUGGGACAACUUGAAAAAAAAACUCGUAAACAUUAUGCUGAAAUUCGUAGUGAACUUUUCAAAACAGGUGGUGGAAAAAUGAAUAUCAUCGGAGAUGACCCUAUUGCUGAAAUGGUCAAAAAUAUUAUUCAGCCAUCGGUUGAAGGUUUACAAAAUAGAUUUGACAGCGAUUAUAUGCCAGACACAGAUGAUCUACAGUACAGCAAAGAAUUGGAAAAUGAAGACUGUUAUCAAGUUGAAAUGCUAGAAGAAGAAAAUUUAAAUGCAGUAACUUGGGCUGAAUGUUCAUCAGCUAAGCUGAGUUCUGAAAAAAGCAAAGAAUUGCAAUUUUCAAACAACAAUGAAAAUAACGAUGGAACUGACAACUCAUUGUCAUUUGAAGAUAUCGAAACAUUCUGUACACAAUCUUCUAGUAAGAAAAACUGUGCUCCUCCAACAAAUAAUUCAUCACAACCAAAUUUGAAACGUAAGAAAUCAAAACAGCUUGAAGUAACUUCUUCCAAACAAAAUGAACAGUUUUAUGAUCUUGCACAAUCUAAAUUAGAAUUAGUGGAAUUAAUGAAAGAAAAUUUUCGUAAAAUAUCGCCAAUACAAAUAUCAAUUUACCAAAAACAAUUAGAAAAAGAAAAACUUUAUGUUGAAAUACUUAAAAAACAAUUGAAAUUUUAUGAAAAAUAAAUUUGUUUCUUUUUUCCUUAUGUCUACAGUUUCAAUUUGAAUCAUAUUGAGCAUGUUCUUAUGUUAAAAGUUUUUAUAUUUAUUGAAAUUAUUAUUUUAUUUUAUACUGAAUACCAAAGAAACUGUAAAUUUUUAUUUUAAAGUUUAUUUCAAAGAAACUAUAAAUUUUUAUUUUCAAGUACCAAAGAAGAUUCUUUAUUAAUUUUUAUUGAUAGGUAUCAGUAAGCAAAAUAUAUAAUGAAAUAAUUUAUUUUCUGUUAAUUAGAUAUGGUAGUUAUAUAGAUUCUAUUAAUUCUAAUUUAGAUCUUAUUUAGAUCAUUUAACAUACGUUAAAAAAUUUUGAUAUUUAUAAUAUGCAUUCAUUAAAAUAGUCUUGUUACUUUACUUUAGAUUAAGUAUCUAUACUAAGUAUUUUGUACCAAAUUAUCUUACAUUACAUACCAAAACAAAACUAAAUUGUUAAAUUUUGAAGUAUUAAAAGAAACUAAUAUACACAAUAUGUAGAAAUAAGUAUUUAUUUUGUUAUUAUACAUACAUAUUGUUAUAUAUACAUAAAUAAAAGUUUUAUAUUUGAUAAAA